AAUCAUAGUUAACAUUUAGUUGAUUACAUAAAUCAAUUGAAUUUUCAUAUGAAUAUUUCGAUUAGACCAUACAUCAAAUGUUAAAGAACAGGUUUUAAAGAAUUUCCGUCAUUUUCGGAAAUUUUCAAUUUUACGAUCGAAAUUAUAGAAAAACGUGAAUAAUUAGUUGUUAAAAAUGUUAACUCGAACACUAGCUUCUAGAGCCCUGUUACUGCGAGCUGUAAAUAGAGCUGCAGAAAACAUACAACAGACUAAAAGAAAUGCGGGCCAUGGUGUUUGGUCUUAUAGAGUACCUCCACCUCCUGCAUCCAAGAAAGUAACAACACUAGCAAAUGUACUUGGCGGUUUGGUAUGGUGGUGGAUUCUUUACCAUAUAGCUACAGAGCCAGAGCAUAUAUUCGGAGACUGGCCUUACAUUGAUCCUAGCACAUGGACUGAUGAAGAAUUGGGAAUUCCUCCAGACUCGUACGGCCCACUAAAAAAGUGAAAAUGUAACCAUAUUGAAGUGUGUAGAUUUUAGUGAAUUUGAGAAUAAAUUAUUCAACUCAUUUGUC
Ostrinia furnacalis (Asian corn borer) is the source of this 554-nucleotide messenger RNA. Its product is annotated as NADH dehydrogenase [ubiquinone] 1 beta subcomplex subunit 2, mitochondrial. The transcript has 3 exons. NCBI's taxonomy places the organism in Eukaryota, Metazoa, Arthropoda, Insecta, Lepidoptera, Crambidae. The coding region runs from base 176 to 487 and encodes 103 amino acids. Gene Ontology annotation, cellular component: mitochondrial inner membrane; respiratory chain complex I. Gene Ontology annotation, biological process: mitochondrial respiratory chain complex I assembly. The record is from RefSeq and is a predicted model, not a curated record.